Diprion similis is the source of this 1282-nucleotide messenger RNA. Its product is annotated as acyl-CoA Delta-9 desaturase. The record is from RefSeq and is a predicted model, not a curated record. NCBI's taxonomy places the organism in Eukaryota, Metazoa, Arthropoda, Insecta, Hymenoptera, Diprionidae. Gene Ontology annotation, molecular function: iron ion binding; stearoyl-CoA 9-desaturase activity. The coding region runs from base 1 to 969 and encodes 322 amino acids. Gene Ontology annotation, cellular component: endoplasmic reticulum membrane. The transcript is spliced from 5 exons. Gene Ontology annotation, biological process: unsaturated fatty acid biosynthetic process.
AUGCAGGAAGACGUACCGCCCACGAAGAGGGAAAUGCACUGGCCAACAGUUCUCUGGUACAUUUAUCUGCACGCCCUCGGGAUUUGGGGUCUCUGGUUGCUCAUCUUCGAGGCAAAAUGGCUGACGGUGAUAUUCGCCGCUGUAAUCACGCUCACAGCGAUGUUAGGAAUUACUCUUGGGGCUCAUAGACUCUGGGCUCAUUCCAGCUACACUGCCUCCUGGUCUCUAAGGUUGUUUUUGAUGCUGGCUCACACUCUAGCAGGCGCGGGUAACAUCUAUGACUGGGUGCUUUUUCACCGUAUUCACCAUAGGUUUUACGGUACGAACAUUGACCCGUACAAUCACAAUAAAGGAUUUCUGUACAGCCAUGUUCUGAGCAACGUGAUGACCCCUCAUCUCGAGAUGGAAAAACACGUGAGAGACAUUGACAUGCGGGACGUCGACCUCGACGGUUUCGUAUAUUUGCAAAGGAGGUUUUACUGGAUCUUAAUGCCGAUCUUUGGUCUAUUGCUGCCGAUAAACGCGCCGGCUGAGUACUGGGGUGAAUCUGUGAUGAACUCGAUAUUCAUUCUGGGAUUUUUGCGGCUAGCACUCACCGUGAACGUGUCUUGGCUGAUCAACAGCGCGAGCUUGAUAUGGGGCCUGAAGCCAGGACAGAAAUAUCCACCGGACGAAAACAGUAUUUUUCUAGUGAGGAAAUCAUACUGGCCACAUUAUCACUACACGCUGCCAUGGGAUUAUAAAAGCGGUGAAUUUGGAACAUACGACCGUGGCUGCAGUACGACGAUUCUCAAAAUUUGGGAAACUCUUGGCCUAGCAUCAGGUCUGAAAACCGCGACAAGCGAGGACAUCCGGAAUGCACUGGCUAAAGCAGCUAUCGAUGGAGUUAAAAUGGAGGAUUGUCUUCGGGAUGUUUAUAAAUCAGCUGAAGAAGAAACUAAGAAAACACAGCUAGCUUUCAGACAUUAGAAAGAACGCAGAUAAACGGAUCGAAUCCAGACGUUCCGCGUUUUCAAUUUUCAUUCUCUUUUCUCUCGAUUUUUCUGUGUCGUCCGAAAAAUUACUCACUUAUUACGGCUUUACUGUCGUUUAUUUAGUUCCAUGGUUUUUUUUUUUUUUUUUUAUAUUUAUAAAUGCCGUUAGAAGCCAGUUACACUCGAAAGCUUUCUGAUAUAAAGUGGAUGCCUCAUCGCGAAUAUUCAUUUUCCGACUGAUGCAGAGAUCUUAGUUAAUUCAUAGACGAUUAUACACGUAAAUCAUGGAGAUAUUGAAGAAAAGAAAA